Molecule: messenger RNA, 4142 nt
Organism: Mya arenaria
Lineage: Eukaryota; Metazoa; Mollusca; Bivalvia; Myida; Myidae
Product: vesicle-associated membrane protein 4-like
Exons: 7
Coding region: 299-739 (146 amino acids)
Biological process (GO): vesicle-mediated transport; Golgi ribbon formation
Cellular component (GO): membrane
Source: RefSeq, a predicted model, not a curated record
UUCAAUCAAACAUGACGUAGAAAUGUCACUUCCGGAAUAAACAAAAUAACAAUUUUAGUCAGUCGGUUUUUGUUAUUAAGAUAUUCGCCACUGGUUUCUUUUUUAAAAAGGAUUUUUGCUUUAAAGGUUCUUCUCAUCUGCCUGUGUGUACUUGAAAUAAAUGACAAUGACUUAUGGUUCAAUAGUAACUGCGUAAUUUGGUCCGUUGGUUUGACUAUUAAAAAAAUCUGUUUUGUACGUGUGACAGUCAUCAUAACAACAAAAAACCACGAACUUACAGUACUCACUACUGGUGAAAAUGCCUCCAAAAUUUGCGCGCAUGCCAGACAGUGCAGACAGAUAUGGAGCCAGGGAUGUUGAAAGGCAAUCGCUGCUGGAUGCAGAUUCUGAUGAAGAUGACUUCUUCCUCAAUGGCCCAAGAGUGAAUACUAAGAAACUAGCUGAUCCAAAAAUAAGCAGAUUGAAGGGUCAGGUGGAGGAUGUUGUCGGGGUGAUGAAGGACAAUGUUACCAAGGUCAUAGAUCGGGGAGAAAGACUGGAGGAUCUGCAGGAUAAAUCCGACCAUCUGGCCAGUAACUCUGACAUGUUCCGAAGCAGAGCAAAAGCCUUGCAUAAAACUAUGUGGUGGAAAAACUGCAAGAUGAGGCUGAUCAUGGGCUUGAUCAUCAUGGUCAUAUUGGCAGUUAUAAUCAUUCCAAUCAUCAUCUCUCAGAGCAGGAAGAACAACAGCAACCCAUAGAAUCAGUAGCGUUAACCAAUCAAAGUUGAGUUGAACCAAGCAGUACAGUCCAAGACCUCUAGUGUACCACCAUGUGAAUUGAUAUGAGGCUAAAAUAGAUUUCAAUCAUGCUCGAUAAAUACCAACAUGUCCAGCAAAAGAAUAUAAUGAAUCUAAGUCCAUGUAGAUUUGUUUGUGACUACCGUAGUAAAUCUCUCCAUUGGUUAUACCGUUCUGAAUACUUUUGUCAGUGUUGAUCAGCAUUAUAUCAAAUGACAGCAUGUGGUGUUUUCAACCAAAAACCAGUUACCGGUAUACGUUGAUAGCCAAGUAUGUCUUAGCUGUUAUAGCAUGUAAGUCUGGAAAGGAAGUCUUCAACCAUGUACAUGUUUUAAAUUUAUUCCAGAAAAUGUUGUCAUAAAGACUGAUUGUCUGUCCUUGAGCUGGGCCCUGUUCACGAACAUCUUCAGUGUGAGAUUCAGACUCAGAAAACCAAAGUCUUCAUUUAGUUGUAAAAAUGCUAUUCUAUGAGAAGGUAGUUUUUGUUUUAUCUGUUACAAAUAAUCUGUGCUAUAAUCAAACAGACAUCUUUUACAAAAACAAUGUUAUAUUAUAGUUAUAAUAUAUAACAAGAUUUCAACUUUUUGAGCCCAAGUCUCAAACUCUUACACACGACGUUUGUGAACAUGGAACCAGAACAUUAUUAAAAUACUGGGUGUGUUAUUUUGUUAGUAUUUAUUUGUUAGUUCUUGCCUUCCUAGAAAGCAUGGAUCCAUUCUUGAAAGGGUACAAAUUGCAUUCCACAUUCCAUCAACACAUAGAUAUGAGUGUUAAUGUGUAUAUGACUAUUUGUUGACAGUCUUUCACUAGAAACAUUCGCUAAUAUUUUCUGAGUAAUGAUUUUCAAUGAGUUUUAUUGUUUCUUAACAUAGUUUAGUUUCAAUGUUUCUUAACAUAGUUUAGUUUCAAUGUUACUUAACAUAGUUUAGUUUCAAUGUUUCUUAACAUAGUUUAGUUUCAUUGAUUCUUAAAAUAGUUUAGUUUCAUUGUUACUUAACAUAGUUUAAUUAAACUUUGUUAAAGGUGAUCUAGUAUAUUGGUUUAUUAUGUAUCUGGGGUAUAAUGCAACAUUUGUAUGUAUAUUAAUAUAUAUAUAUAGGUGCUACACGUUAUCAGUUCAUUCUCAGUAUUGGAACAUUAAAUUUUAUAAUGUAUAGAGAAAAUUGUAUUUUUAAAGGACUGUAAGCUUUACAUUACAUAGUUUAAUUGUGGGAAGGAUAAGUUGGUGCUUUAUCACUGUGGAGUGUGUAAAUAUUGGAUAUUACUUUUUAUUGACCUUAUUGACAAUUUUCAGCUUUAUUUAAGUACCAUGUAUUACACCAUGGGUGGCAGUUCCAGUCUGUAAUGAAAAAAUGUGCUCAUUAAUUUUUUUUAUACCAUGAACAUGUCAGGGUGUUUUAUGUAAUGGUUGAAAAUGGACUUGGACAGCGUCCCCUUUUAUAUAUUUAUAUGACACAAAAAUGCGUUCACCAUCUCUGACUGAUACGUACUGCCACCUAUGUGUUACACAGCCUUCCUGCCUAUCAUACCUGGAUGUAUGUGUUCUUUUUCUGGAUAAUUAUGCUAUCAUCCUGAGAUGUAUGUGUUCUGUUUCUGGGUAUUUGUGCUAUCAUCCUGAGAUGUAUAUGUUCUGUUUCUGGAUAUUUUUGCUAUCAUUCUGGGAUAUAUGUGUUCUGUUUCUGGGUAUUUAUGCUAUCAUCCGUUCUGUUUCUGGGUAUAUUUGCUAGUAUCGGGCAUAUUUUGCAUAUCAUGUAAUUUACAAUUUAGGUUCUAGAAUUGUCUUUACCAUUUACUUUUUACUGUAUUUCAUUAUCCAAUGAUAUGGUUGUGUGCUAAACUUUGCUUAUCAAAAUUAUAAUAUAAUUAAACAACAUAUGUACCAAGACAAAUUUCAUUACCAAACAUUUUAUUCUAUUUUAUAUUCAUGUUACUACAUGAAGAGAGAUGUGUCAGUAAUUGAUGACAAACCAAUUACAUGUAUAACAUAUGAUACUGAACUAUUUCUCAUUGAUGUCUUCAGUGUUAAAUCUUCUUUAUUCUACACAACAAUUUCGUAUAUAAAACUCCAGUAUCAAAGCUACUUGGUAUGUUAUAAUUACCAUUAAUAAAAUGCACAGAUUUUUUUUCAAGUUGUCUGAGAUAAAAAAAACAGUAAUAGUUCAACUAUUGUCAAAGCCUUUGUGUGGAAGUCGUCGUGCAUUUUUUUUUUCGCCAUAACUCAAUAACCAUUCAAGAUAUUCAAAUGAAACUUGUUUCAUAUGUUGCCGGAAACAAUAGGGACAUGUUAAGCAUAACUCUGGCUUAAUUAAUUUCUGAAUUAUGCCCCUUGUUGUACUGAAAAACAAAAACAGACAAGGUUUGGCGUUUUCUCUGAAGCGCUCUUGUUGUUUUAUCGAGGGAUAUAUAGGAUCAAUUAAAUCAUCAUGCUUUGGUAUGUCUUCAUAAUGAUAUUUUAACAUGGCUGUAGAUGAAAGUAUUCUUAAUGUUCCUGAAACACAAUUGUGUGAAUUUAGGGUGCCUGGUGACCCAAAUUGUUUCAGGAUAAUUUCAAGUUCUUUCUUACAUACCGGACAUGUAGAAAAAGAAAAAAAAUGAACCAAAGAUAAUAUUAUGAACAAUGUUUUUUGGCCUGGAAAAAUUAAUAAAUAGGUCUUUUCACGUUCAAUUUCAGUUAAAAAAAGGAGCAAAAAUUUAAACCACAAAACAUAAUGUAUUUUAUUUCUUAGUAAUGAGCAAGUAAUACCCUGUGAAAUGAUAACAGUAUUUUACAGGGUCAUCAGGCAUCAACAUUUAACAUUAUGUUUAAUAUAGCUGUAAGAGAACAAGCUUAAUUGUGGGUGGUAUAUCUUAAGUGUUAAAACUAGGUGAGAUGAAAUAUUUCUUGGUUAUGUUCUUACAUUUAACUUUUAUGUUCUGGUUGUGUUAUUUAUUUAUUGUGCAAUAUUGUUUCUUUUUCUUUUGCUAUUUUGACAAUUGUAAGUUUUUUGCAGCAAGUAAAAAAGCAGCCUCUCAUUCAAUGACUGUGUGCGUUUGAAGAAGUCAAAGUAUUGUCAUAGGCUUAUAGCUGUAGGCUUAGGCGCUGGUGAUGGUGUUUUUCUAAACACAACUGGAUUCUUUUUAGAUAUUUACAUGUGGAGCAGGACCCAUAACUCUGCCUAAAAUAUUUGUUAAAUAAUGAGGGUGACCAUCUCAGAAAAACGUUGGAGCGUUGUCAUGUGCUUGUGAUGCUGUUGUUGUUAAAAAUUCCUAUGCCGUACUAAGUAUUCGUUAAUUUAAAUCCAUCUUUCUUUAUCAUACAAUUGUUAAAAUGCUCACUGAGUAACAUGGUCGACUGCCAAAAGGUUAAUAAAAGCUUUAUUUAUUG